Molecule: messenger RNA, 1383 nt
Organism: Rhagoletis zephyria (snowberry fruit fly)
Lineage: Eukaryota; Metazoa; Arthropoda; Insecta; Diptera; Tephritidae
Product: ATP-dependent 6-phosphofructokinase-like
Biological process (GO): fructose 6-phosphate metabolic process; fructose 1,6-bisphosphate metabolic process; canonical glycolysis
Cellular component (GO): 6-phosphofructokinase complex
Molecular function (GO): identical protein binding; 6-phosphofructokinase activity; AMP binding
Source: RefSeq, a predicted model, not a curated record
GUGCCAUGUGUCGUCUCGUUGGAUGGCAAUCAGGCGGUGCGUGUACCGUUGAUGGAGUGCGUUGAACGUACCAAAGAAGUCGCCCAGGCGAUGGCGGAGAAGAAUUGGGAAUUGGCCGUGAAAUUGCGUGGACGCUCCUUCGAACGCAAUCUGGAAACUUACAAAAUGUUGACGCGUCUGAAGCCGCCAAAGGAAUCGAUCGAAAACGCAAAGGAGGGUUUUCGCAUGGCUGUCAUGCAUAUUGGCGCACCCGCUUGUGGUAUGAAUGCUGCCGUGCGUAGCUUUGUGCGCAACUGCAUUUACCGUGGUGACACUGUUUUUGGCGUGCAUGACGGCAUUGAAGGUCUGAUUGCUGGCAAUAUCAAGGAGAUGGGUUGGUCAGAUGUAACUGGUUGGGUUGGUCAAGGUGGUGCUUUCCUCGGCACUAAGCGUACACUGCCCGAGGGCAAAUUCAAGGAGAUUGCCGCACGCCUCAAGGAGUUCAAAAUCCAAGGCUUACUUGUUAUUGGUGGCUUUGAGGCCUACCACGCUUGCGGUCAGAUCUCCGAUCAGCGUCCCAACUAUCCUGAAUUCUGUAUCCCAAUGGUGGUUAUACCAUCAACUAUCUCGAAUAAUGUUCCUGGUACUGAAUUCUCACUCGGAUGCGAUACCGGUCUCAAUGAGAUUACAGAGAUUUGCGAUCGUAUCCGCCAAUCGGCACAGGGCACAAAACGCCGUGUCUUCGUCAUUGAGACAAUGGGUGGCUAUUGUGGUUAUCUAGCCACUUUGGCUGGCUUGGCUGGUGGCGCUGAUGCUGCAUACAUCUACGAGGAGAAAUUCUCCAUUAAAGAUCUGCAACAAGAUGUCUACCAUAUGGCCUCGAAGAUGGCCGAAGGUGUCCAACGUGGUUUGAUAUUGCGCAAUGAGAAGGCUUCUGAAAACUAUAACACUGAUUUUAUACACCGUUUGUACUCGGAAGAGGGCAAGGGUCUAUUCUCGUGCCGUAUGAAUAUUUUGGGUCACAUGCAGCAGGGUGGCUCACCAACGCCUUUCGAUCGUAAUAUGGGCACCAAGAUGGCUGCCAAGUGCGUUGACUGGCUGAAUGAACAAAUCAAGAGCAACACCAAACCAGAUGGCACUGUGCGUUGUGAAAGCAGCGAUUCAGCUUGUUUACUCGGUAUUGUGCGUCGUCAGUACCGUUUCACACCUCUAGCAGAUUUGAUUGCCGAAACCAACUUUGAGUGAGUAGAGUUGAAAAAUGUAAAUUUCAGCCCAAAUAUGCGAGUGCGGCCGAGGCUAUGUUCUAAAGUGGCACCAGCCAAGUCAAGAAUUGCACCUGACUACCCUGAUAUGAUCCGCGGAGCAGGCGGUAUGAGGUACCAAGCACUGCGGGUUAGGAAUUGA